This is a messenger RNA of Pyricularia pennisetigena, 1566 nucleotides long. RefSeq lists its product as uncharacterized. The record is from RefSeq and is a predicted model, not a curated record. NCBI's taxonomy places the organism in Eukaryota, Fungi, Ascomycota, Sordariomycetes, Magnaporthales, Pyriculariaceae. Bases 1 to 1566 code for a protein of 521 amino acids. The transcript is spliced from 4 exons.
AUGAGGUCAGGGAUUUCCAACUGGGCCAAGGGCGUUGUGUUGUCGUUGCUUUGGCUGGCGUGCAUCACAUCGGUGGCGGCCCAGGAUACGUCUGCCGAAGACCAGGCCGUCGUGCUGCAGCUGCUCAAAACUUUACCGUCCUGCGCUCUAGCCUGCAGCUCUACGUAUCCCCCGGAAUGCCCAGCAACCCGCAAAGCAUGCCUCUGCGCCCCUCAGUCGGGCAAGACGCUCGACUGUAUUUUUGGUUCGUGCACGGGUUGGGACGUUAUUUUAUCAAGACGCGCAACAAGCGUGGCAUGCAACGAACCCUUUCCCCAAGACGGUCGGAUACUACGAAAGAUCGCAUGGGCCUGCACGGGAGUGGGCGCUUUCGCCGUCCUGAUCAGAUUUCUUGGCCGCCUCGCCACGGCCAUACGUAGCAGCUCCACGCCCGCCUCGGUCGCCAGCACACGCGGCUUCCGGGGACUGUGGUGGGACGACACCCUCCUCGGCCUCACCUUCAUUCUCAUGGUCGGCAUCAUGGCCAUGUCCGAGGUGGCGCUCCGUCACGGCUUCGGCGACGGGCCCUGGGUCUCGGAGCCCUCGGACCUCGACCUUCAGGGCCUGCUGGUGUUCAUCGGUGAGCCCAUCUAUUUUGCGGCGUCGGCGUCGCUCAAGGCUUCGUUCCUGUUUCUGUUUGCGCGCAUCUUUGCUGUCGGCAGCGGCUGCACGUCGCAGCAGCGCUGGGGUCUGCCCCUCGGUGGGCCCUCCUCCCGGCUCCGGGACCGCUGGACACUGGCGGGCGUGCUCAUGUGGACGCACGUCGUCAACGUGGUCGCCACCGUGACUUUUAUCCUGGUCGUGUGCUUCCAGUGCAAGCCUCUGUACUACUUUUGGAAGGGCUGGGACGGCAUCACCCAGGGCAGCUGCAUCAACCGCAAGGCCGUGCCGUUGGCCCACGGUUUGGUGAGCAUUAUGCUCGACAUCUGGAUCUUGAUCAUUCCACUGUGUCUACUGCCCGCGCUGCGCGUUUCGUUUUGGACAAAAAUAGGUAUCGCGAGCAUGUUUUGCGUGGGAACUCUCACCACAAUAGUCAGCGCCAUCCGCUGCGUCCCCGUCAGCCGCGACAUCAACAGCAGCUACUCGCUGACCUGGAACCAGACCGAGGUGCUCAAGUGGACGCAGAUCGAGCUCGCCACGGGCAUCGUGUGCGCCUGUAUGCCGGGCCACGGCGCCAUCUUUGCGCGCAUCGUCCGCCGCACCAAGCGGCUGUUUGGCCUCAGCACGACCACGGGCGCCAGAACCGGCCGAUCCAACUCGGACGGCGUGCUCACGUUUGGCUCCUCGGGGCCCAGGUCCUUUUACUCUGCCGCUGUCGCGUCGGCGAAACGCACCGGUACGACGGCGACCGGCAAGGCGGAGAGUUCGACCGGCGGCGGAAGCGACCACCACCAGGGCAUAGAGGUCACGACUGAGAUUGCCGUGUCCAAGGAGCAGCCGUGGGGUUCGACGGUGGAGUUGAGGAAUAUUGGGACUGGGGCCUCGGACGAUUACCAUCAGAAUCUUCAUGGUUGGGAAAAGAGAUGA